AUGGGUGGAGGGGAGGGGUAUGGUACUCUGACCAGACCCCUUUGGACGUUUGCCGGCGCCCUGCUGCUGACUGACACGGUGCCAUUGCCGUGGCGGCAGGCCCCGCCCUGCGCACCCAGCCGACUGUGUCUGUUAGUGCUGCGAUUUACAUCGGUCACUGACAACAUCAUCUCACCCGCUCAUGGCCUUCUUCACCCCUACCAGGCUACCCCCAACCCCGUCUACCAGGCUAUCCCCACCCCCGUCUACCAGGCUACCCCCACCCCCGUCUACCAGGCUAUCCCCACCCCCGUCUACCAGGCUAUCCCCACCCCCGUCUACCAGGCUACCCCCUCACCCCCGUCUACAAGGCAAUCCCCACCCCCGUCUACCAGGCUACCCCCUCACCCCCGUCUACCAGGCUACCCCCACCCCCGUCUACCAGGCUAUCCCCACCCCCGUCUACCAGGCUAUCCCCACCCCCGUCUACCAGGCUAUCCCCACCCCCGUCUACCAGGCUACCCCCACCCCCGUCUACCAGGCUAUCCCCACCCCCGUCUACCAGGCUACCCCCUCACCCCCGUCUACAAGGCAAUCCCCACCCCCGUCUACCAGGCUACCCCCUCACCCCCGUCUACAAGGCAAUCCCCACCCCCGUCUACCAGGCUACCCAUCCCCAUCUACCAGGCUAUCCCCACCCCCGUCUACCAGGCUACCCCCUCACCCCCGUCUACCAGGCUAUCCCCACCCCCAUCUACCAGGCUAUCCCCACCCCCGUCUACCAGGCUAUCCCCACCCCUGUCUACCAGGCUACCCACCCCCAUCUACCAGGCUAUCCCCACCCCCAUCUACCAGGCUACCCCCACCCCCAUCUACCAGGCUACCCCCACCCCCGUCUACCAGGCUAUCCCCACCCCCAUCUACCAGGCUAUCCCCACCCCCGUCUACCAGGCUACCCCCACCCCCAUCUACCAGGCUAUCCCCACCCCCAUCUACCAGGCUACCCCCACCCUUGUCUACCAGGCUACCCCCACCCCUGUCUACCAGGCUACCCCCACCCCCAUCUACCAGGCUACCCCCUCACCCCCGUCUACCAAGCUACCCCACCCCUGUCUACAAGGCUACCCCACCCCCGUCUACCAGGCUACCCCCACCCCUGUCUACCAGGCUGCCCACCUUACCCCCAUCUAG
Molecule: messenger RNA, 1170 nt
Organism: Oncorhynchus gorbuscha (pink salmon)
Lineage: Eukaryota; Metazoa; Chordata; Actinopteri; Salmoniformes; Salmonidae
Product: extensin-1-like
Exons: 2
Coding region: 1-1170 (389 amino acids)
Source: RefSeq, a predicted model, not a curated record